Messenger RNA from Pyrus x bretschneideri (Chinese white pear), 1354 nucleotides. RefSeq names its product G-type lectin S-receptor-like serine/threonine-protein kinase At1g67520. Bases 84 to 1229 code for a protein of 381 amino acids. The transcript has 6 exons. The record is from RefSeq and is a predicted model, not a curated record. NCBI's taxonomy places the organism in Eukaryota, Viridiplantae, Streptophyta, Magnoliopsida, Rosales, Rosaceae. Gene Ontology annotation, biological process: protein phosphorylation. Gene Ontology annotation, molecular function: ATP binding; protein kinase activity.
UUCGUAGCUAAUUAAUUGCAGUAAAUUCAGGACAUAAGUGGUUAUGGGUUGUCAUUGCAAUCCCUACUGCACUACUAUUAACGAUGUUUUGCAUAUUCGGUUAUCUACUAAGAAGACGAAUGCUUUUAGGUGGGGACAGAGCAAGGAAACAGAACACAUGGCUUUGCUUCUUGAAAUCUGAUAAACUUACUGAUGAACCUGAUCAAGAAAACAUGGGAAAACAUGAUUUAAGCGUGUUUACGUAUGAAUCUGUUCUGACUGCCACUUCCAACUUCUCGGAGGAAAACAAGCUCGGAGAAGGGGGAUUUGGACCUGUUUAUAAGGGAAAAUUGGUGACGGGACGAGAAAUAGCUGUGAAGAGGCUUUCAAAAAGUUCGGGACAAGGAAAUUCGGAGUUUAAGAAUGAAUUGAUACUCAUACAUGAACUCCAACACACAAACCUUGUUCAGCUAUUUGGAUUUUGCAUUCAUGAAGACGAGAGGAUGCUGAUAUACGAAUACAUGCCCAACAAAAGCUUAGACUACUUUAUUUUUGAUUCAAUCAGAGGUAUGCUACUCGAUUGGAAGAAGCGUUUCGGUAUAAUAGAAGGAAUCACUCAAGGAUUGCUUUACUUGCACAAAUACUCGAGAACGAGAGUAAUUCAUAGAGAUUUGAAAGCUAGUAAUAUACUACUCGACGAAAACAUGAACCCUAAAAUUGCAGAUUUUGGCUUGGCAAGGAUAUUUACCCACACUGAAUUGGAAGCAAAUACUAGUAGGAUUGUCGGGACACUUGGUUAUAUGCCUCCUGAGACCAUUGAAGGAAUCGUUUCUGUAAAAACCGAUGUCUACAGUUUCGGGGUGCUAAUACUUGAAAUCAUAAGCGGCCGGAAAAACAACCGCUCCUGCAAUGAUGAUGGCUUACUCAAUUUAGUAGGAUAUGCAUGGGAGUUAUGGAAGGAAAAUGCAGCGCUAGAACUAAUGGAUCCAACUCUAGGCGACUCGUGUAACGGGAAUCAACUGCUAAGAUGCAUCCAUGUCAGUCUACUGUGCGUGGAUGAAACCGCAGCCGAUCGACCCACCAUGUUGGAUGUGAUAUCGAUGUUGACAAACGAAAGCAUGGAGUUGCCUGAACCUAAAAAGCCGGCAUAUUACACACAAGGAAAUGUGGACUUUACUGGUAUAGGUGAAACGGGAGGGCAAGCUGGAUCGAUAAAUGUUUUGUCUAAUUCCGACAUUGGUGGGCGUUGAGAAAUCAAUCAACAAUCCUGUAAUAAAACAUUGUUCCCAUUGAUAAAGUAGAUCUGGCAACGAAAACAAAAAUCAUCGAUUAAGUGGAAUAUUGUAUAAUAUAUUUUGCUGAUUUCUACUUGAAA